AUGGCCGAUCCCACUCUGCUGAACGCCGGGCUGCUGGGUCCCCUGCUCAACGUCCACACGGGGGACGCCUUCUACAUCCCCAAUUUCCGGGCGUCCGGCGCCCAGCUGGCGGCUCUCCCGCCCCUGCCUUACUCCCGGCGGGACGGGGUCUGCUCGCUGCCCUGGGCGGCGGGCGUCGACCCGCCCUGCAGCGGGUACCCGCAGCCUUACCUCGGCGGACCUCCGCCCGUCGCCCUCGACCCCUCCUUCGACGCCCGCCGCUCGGACGAGGCGGGCGGGAAGGUCCCCUACCCGCCGCGGGAAUCCGCCGCCGACGCGAUGAAACGGGAGGAGAGGGACGGCGAACCCGGCUCCGCCCUGCACGACCCCAGCGGGCUCGGCUACCCCAGCCACCCGGGGGGCACGGAGACCCUAGCCCGCAGCCACUCGCGCUGGGAGUCCGACUCGCUCUCGCCCCUGGUGAACGGCGGCGACAGGAACCCCGCCGUCUCCCCCCCGCCGGCCGACCACGGCGCCGGGCUGGUGGGCGAAGGUCCCACGCCCUGGUACCCCCUCCACUCGCGGACGCGGAAGAAGCGGCGGCCGUAUUCCAAGGUGCAGAUCGCCGAGCUGGAGGGCGAGUUCAUGCUGAACGAAUUCAUCACUCGGCAGAGGAGGAGGGAGCUUUCCGACCGGCUCACGCUCAGCGACCAACAGGUGAAAAUCUGGUUCCAGAAUCGGCGGAUGAAGAAGAAGAGGCAGCUCAUACGGGAACAAGCCCUGAGCUUUUUCUAG
This is a messenger RNA of Carcharodon carcharias (great white shark), 774 nucleotides long. RefSeq names its product homeobox C12a (gene hoxc12a). Lineage: Eukaryota; Metazoa; Chordata; Chondrichthyes; Lamniformes; Lamnidae. Gene Ontology annotation, molecular function: DNA-binding transcription factor activity, RNA polymerase II-specific; sequence-specific double-stranded DNA binding. The record is from RefSeq and is a predicted model, not a curated record. The transcript is spliced from 2 exons. Bases 1 to 774 code for a protein of 257 amino acids. Gene Ontology annotation, biological process: regulation of DNA-templated transcription.